Pseudovirgaria hyperparasitica is the source of this 1960-nucleotide messenger RNA. Its product is annotated as kinase-like protein. NCBI's taxonomy places the organism in Eukaryota, Fungi, Ascomycota, Dothideomycetes, Acrospermales, Acrospermaceae. Gene Ontology annotation, molecular function: protein serine/threonine kinase activity; ATP binding. The record is from RefSeq and is a predicted model, not a curated record. Bases 333 to 1898 code for a protein of 521 amino acids. Gene Ontology annotation, cellular component: nucleus; cytoplasm. The transcript has a single exon. Gene Ontology annotation, biological process: meiotic recombination checkpoint signaling; protein phosphorylation.
GAACUUUUUUUUCCGUCAAUCCGAGAUAUCAUCUACGCUAGGCCAGACACUCCAUCGAGGAUGGGUAUAGUAGCUUACCUUCGGGUAAAUGGUAUCGACUGGACAAGUUAUGUCCAACAAUUGUUUAGCUAAACACAUUAGCAGACUUCUACUCUGACGUUAACUCUACGAUUCCCAUACACUCAAACGAUCGCUUCUAUCUGGGAAGGGAUCGCUCGUCCUGUCGUCGCUCAUGGGACGAUGCGCGUAUCUCUAAUAAGCACUUGUGCGUUCAUUGCGUCGUGUUCGAUGAUUCUGAAACAGCGCCGAUCCCGCUUGUGUAUGUUGAAGAUAUGUCGACAAAUGGAACAACACUAGUCACCCAUGUCACAUCUGGUUGCCCAGACGUACCGCGUAAAGUCCAUCUGCACCGACAAGCAGUACAGUCGGUACUCCUUUGUCAUGGAGAUGAACUUGAUCUAGCAGGAGCAGUCAAAUUGACAUUCAUGGAAGCAAACCCAAGUAAGUCACAUCACUUCGACCGUGUGCGAGAAAAGGAGCAUAAGCUACUCCAAAACCACUAUACUAUCUCCACCCGUAAGCUUGGUGCAGGGGGCCAAGGCAGUGUUUACAUGGCACUUGAGCGGACUUCUGGCCAGCAACUUGCUUGCAAGACAAUCAACUUGCAGGCAUCAAGUCGCGAGAGCGCAUCACAGUCUGCAAGCAGAGCUCGCAAAACCUUCCGUGAGCUGGACAUACUCAAACAGCUGAGUCACCAGAACGUCAUCACGAUCGAGAAAGUAUUCUGGACGACCAACACCAUAUAUCUAUUUCAAGAGCUUGUCGCAGGUGGCGACCUGUUUUCGUACAUCGAGUUCAAGGAUGGUACCCUCGCAGAUGGUGAGGCAUGUACGUUCGUCUACCAAAUCCUAAAAGGGGUUGAGUAUCUUCACGGAUUAGGUGUUGUCCAUCGUGACCUCAAGCCGGACAAUAUACUUGUGACCUCGUUAGGAGAUGGCGCUCGUAUCAUCAUCACCGAUUUUGGGAGUGCCAGGUACUCUCCUCCGUCUACGAGCCACAAUCAUCCAAAAACAAACAGGACUAAGCUUCGUAUGACGUCUUUGGCGGGGACCACGGAAUUCUGCGCUCCAGAAAUCUACUCUAAGAAUCCUGCCGUCACAGAUGCAGGUUAUACCGCAAAGGUGGACAUGUGGAGUAUCGGGUGCAUAUGUGCUACUCUGCUCUCUGGAGACAUAAUUUUCGCUGAUCGUUCGCAUCCUGACUUUCAAAGGAAUCCAAAGGAUCAUGUCAUCACUCUUUCUGCUCGUUGCAAUCUCGAAGUUCUUGAUUAUGGAGCAAACUGGUCGUGCAUAAACAAGCGUCCGAAAGACCUCAUCCGCAAACUGCUCACUCUAAGCGAAGAUAGCCGACUAACAGCCACAGAAGCGCUUGCUCAUCCCUGGUUCACCAACAAAAGUUAUGCCACUGAGUUACAAGCAGUGUACGAUCGCGUAGUAGCUUCAUGGAAGCCUCGACGCAAGGUAUUUCGACUCGUUGAACGCCUUCAAGGUGCAGAGGAUGAUCUCACUUCAUUCAAGUCGCCAUUCUUCCAGCAAAAGGCUGCGCCUGGAAAUCCAAACUCGCAAAGAAAUCUAUCGACCAUCCCGGAGGUUCCUGAACAAGAGGAAUGGAGGCAAAAUCAACCCAAAGACUUUGAAUCACGAUUUAAACAGUUAGGAGCUGAGGAUAUACGCGGAGCAAGACAUGGACAGGCUGUUAAGUCAACUGCUGUGAAUGCUAUAAGAAGACGGAGAACCUCGCUGUAUGACGAGGGAAUCACAGACCUGGAUAUUCAGGAUGCGUCUGCUGCUGGUGAUUGUAUGGCACGACUCAACUCAAAGAAGGCUAGGUAUCGCUGAUGUGUAGCACUAACACGCCGAGAUGAUGUCUUGUGGAAAGCCUGUCUUUACAAAGGAUAGCA